UCCCGUCUCCGCCUUUCGGCCGCCUCACGCCUCCCCUUUUUAACCCCUUCCCCGGCCGCCUCCCUCCGGCCCCUUGCCUCCACCCACGUCGUCGAUCUCGUCCACUCCAAUUACAUCCAUCCAUCCGCUCUGCAACCUUCUCCGGUUGCUGCGAGCGAGAGCGAGAGCGAUCGCUACAGCCGCCGGUGGCCAGCCAUGGCUGAGGAGCAGAGGUGGCAGGAGGGCUGCCACCGCCUGUGCGCCAACAACUGCGGCUUCUUCGGUAGCCCCGCCACGCUCGACCUCUGCUCCAAGUGCUACCGCGACCGCCAAGGCCGGGAGAGUACUGCACCCGUCGUCGUCGCCGCCGCAGCCUCGGCCUGCCCGGCUACUCAUCCUUCCUCGCCAUCCUCGUCGUCUUGUCCGGCGUUCUUGCCUUCCUCCACUGCCGCCGAGGCUGGCGUCGUCGUCGCGGCGGUGGCGAAGGCGAGCAGGUGCGCGAGCUGUAGGAAGCGGGUGGGGCUUACGGGGUUCGCGUGCCGGUGCGGCGGCACGUUCUGCGGCGCACACCGGUACCCGGAGCGGCACGCGUGCGGCUUCGACUUCAAGGCCGCCGGCCGCGACGCCAUCGCGCGCGCCAACCCGCUCAUCAAGGGCGACAAGCUCAAGGACAAGAUCUGAUCCCUCCCCACCUGCCGUGCUCCCCGUCGCCGCCGGAAGAACGCGCGGUUGGAUUCCAAAUUAAAUACGCUUAUUAUUAUGUAAGCUACAGCCGGCCGGCGGUGAAAUCGCCAGCCAGCCAUGCAUGCAUGCGACUGAAAUGAAAAUGAGUUCAUAUCUCUGCUCCUUCUAUUCA
Oryza sativa Japonica Group (Japanese rice) is the source of this 835-nucleotide messenger RNA. NCBI's taxonomy places the organism in Eukaryota, Viridiplantae, Streptophyta, Magnoliopsida, Poales, Poaceae. The record is from RefSeq and is a predicted model, not a curated record.